AUGGCACAAGGAAAAGCUUAUACUCAAAGUGAAGAAGAAGAAGAAAAAAAGAAGAAAGAGAAUAAGAAAAAGAUCAAGAAAAACAACAGGAAACAGAUUAUAUCAUCUGAAAAUGUUUUAUCAGCACCUAUUCAAGAGACCAUUUGCAAUUACGAUGGAACCUUUUGUACUAAAAAGUUAAAUGAUACGGAAGAAAUUUUAGCAAGAAAUGCUCUUUACCAAAAUGAUAAAGCAGAAGGCGAUAUGAUAUAUAAUGGCAAAUCUGCUAUAUUAAAUAGGGCAGCUCUAUGGCCAAAUGGUGUAAUUCCAUUUAUGAUAGAUCCAUCAUUACGUAGUGUGGAAUACAUUGUAAGGCAAGCCAUAGAGCAAUAUCAUUAUUACACAUGCAUCAGAUUUAUUCCAAGAACCAACCAGCAAAACUAUUUGCGAAUAUUCAAUGGUGGUGGCUGUUACGCUCACGUAGGAGUUACAUCUGGCGAGCAGCCCGUAUCUUUGGGGCGCGGCUGCCACAAUGUGGGAACGGCCGUUCACGAAUUGGGCCAUUCCAUAGGUUUUUAUCAUGAACAAAAUCGGUCUGAUCGAGACGAGUUUUUGCAAAUCCACUGGGAAAACAUUGCUUUAACAAUGAGAAGACAAUUUGAAAAGUUGCCAGCUAGUCAAACCGUCCUGAUGAAUAAAUUUGAUUAUAAAUCAAUCAUGAUUUAUGGAGAACGCGCAUUUGCAAAGGAUGGCGUCUCUAAGACAAUGACAGCACUGAAGACAAAUGAAAGACUCACAGAUCCAUAUAACAAGCCGGGAUUGAGCCAAUCUGAUAUCUUCAGAAUAAAUACACUUUAUAACUGUAGAUGA
Molecule: messenger RNA, 849 nt
Organism: Ctenocephalides felis (cat flea)
Lineage: Eukaryota; Metazoa; Arthropoda; Insecta; Siphonaptera; Pulicidae
Product: astacin-like metalloprotease toxin 5
Exons: 8
Coding region: 1-849 (282 amino acids)
Biological process (GO): proteolysis
Molecular function (GO): metalloendopeptidase activity; zinc ion binding
Source: RefSeq, a predicted model, not a curated record